UCUGGUGUUGCACCGCUCAUCCCCAUUGCCAUUUGCAAAGAAACUUGCGCCUUCAUAUCUGCUUCUACUCUAUCUCUUUAUCCACACACGUCUACCCAAAAGUAAGGAAGACUUAACCAGCUCUUUGAGUCUUGAGACGCUUUCCUCAUCUGGGUUCUGUGUCUUUUCUCAAGAUUCAAGACAAUGGAUAUUGCGCAUUUCUUGUUCGGAAUCUUCGGAAAUGCUACUGCUCUGUUCCUCUUCUUGGCCCCAAUGAUUACUUUUAAGAGGAUCAUAUGGCACAAGUCCACAGAGGAUUUCUCAGGCAUUCCAUACGUGAUGACCUUGCUCAAUUGCCUCCUUUCCGCUUGGUAUGGCCUUCCCUUUGUAUCCCCUAACAACAUGUUAGUAUCAACAAUCAACGGCACCGGUGCAGCAAUCGAGUUCAUAUACGUGGUGAUCUACAUCAUAUAUGCGCCCAAGAAAGAGAAGGCUAAGAUUUCGGGGCUCCUGAUGUUUGUGCUCACCGUGUUCUCGACAGUGGCCUUGGUCUCCAUCUUUGCCCUGCAUGGCAAGAGCAGGAAGCUCUUCUGUGGCUUUGCUGCUACCAUUUUCUCCAUCAUCAUGUAUGCCUCACCUCUAUCAAUUAUGAGGACUGUGAUUAGAACUAAGAGUGUCGAAUUCAUGCCAUUUUUCCUGUCGCUGUUUGUGUUCUUGUGCGGCACUUCCUGGUUUGUCUUUGGUCUACUCGGUCAUGACCCUUUUGUUUCUGUGCCCAAUGGCUUCGGGUGCGGUCUGGGGGCCGUGCAACUGAUAUUGUACUUCAUCUUCCGUGACAACAAGGGCGGGCCAAAGAAACCAACUACUGUAGAAUCUGUGGAGGUGGGCCUUCCUAAAAUUCAUCCCCAAGAGCAGAAAUCCACCGCAAAUGGAUCAGCUCUGCAAGGGCACGACUAAAAUCUCCUGUUUCAUAUCAUUGGACAACCCCCGCAUCAUUUUCAAUAAUCCUGUAAUUCGUGACUAAAAUCUCCUGUUUCAUAUCAUUGGAUCAUCCCGCAUCAUUUCCAAUAAUCCUGUAAUGCGUGCAGCAUUCGUAUCAAAUUUCCCUUCUGUAAGUUGUAGCUUUGCUUCUGUGAUGACAACGCCAUGUGAGAUGGAAGAUUGUAUACGAACCAACUGUACGAUAUUUCAGUGUAAUAAUUUCAUGCUUAAAUGCUCCAAGCACUGUUCGAAUUACAA
Messenger RNA from Alnus glutinosa, 1218 nucleotides. RefSeq names its product bidirectional sugar transporter SWEET1. The record is from RefSeq and is a predicted model, not a curated record. Gene Ontology annotation, biological process: carbohydrate transport. The coding region runs from base 184 to 936 and encodes 250 amino acids. Lineage: Eukaryota; Viridiplantae; Streptophyta; Magnoliopsida; Fagales; Betulaceae. The transcript is spliced from 6 exons. Gene Ontology annotation, cellular component: membrane. Gene Ontology annotation, molecular function: sugar transmembrane transporter activity.